This is a messenger RNA of Juglans microcarpa x Juglans regia, 2079 nucleotides long. RefSeq names its product protein RRNAD1. The transcript is spliced from 13 exons. NCBI's taxonomy places the organism in Eukaryota, Viridiplantae, Streptophyta, Magnoliopsida, Fagales, Juglandaceae. The coding region runs from base 28 to 1764 and encodes 578 amino acids. The record is from RefSeq and is a predicted model, not a curated record.
UAAUCCAACUCACAAUAAUUGAGACGCAUGAUCAUCGGUUCCCCAUCUCAAUCGUCUGUGACGACAAUGAGCGGGACUUGCAAGUACUCGUGUGACACUGCUACAGACACCCUCCGAUGGAUCAACGCCAUCAUCGACUUCCUCAGACCCUAUGCCUUCUUGAUACACAGUCACGUGGUCAAUUUCUUCAAGGAUAGACAAUGGGAAGCUGUUGAUAAAGAAUGGAUGGAUUGCCUGAGGAAGGACCCUGUUGAAAAUCUUCUGCUUAUUCCUUCUGGAGUGGUCCAGGAUCACUGGCCUGUUUCGCUGAAGGAUUUUGUACUAAACUUGAGGUCUCUUGUCUUUCCAAGAGAGCCGGCGGACUUGCACAUGUCAUUACCAGACCUGCACAUGGUUUCAGUAAAUAGCGUUCUUGCUCAGGGCAUGAAUAUGAAGAAAAAACAUGAAGUAGAAGUUCUUUCUGCUAUUGUUAGUUCAAUUGCUGACAGUGUAAGAGCUCAUACCAUUGUCGAUGUUGGUGCUGGCCAGGGUUAUCUUGCACAAGUAUUAUCCUUUCAGUAUCAACACUCUGUGAUUGCGAUUGAUGCAUCUUCUCACCAUGGAAGGGUCACAGAUGCACGUGCAGAGCGAAUAAAGAAGCAUUAUGCAGCUCAAAUGCGUAAAUCUAAAUCAGGAAACUGGAGGUUCAAUGUGCCCAAGAUAGUCACAUGUCGUGUAAUUUCCGUUGACAUGUUGAAAACAUUGACGGGCAUGUCUCUUCAUAAAGGCGAUGCUGAACACCUUGGAUUUUUUGAAGAAGAUAACACAAAACUUAUAGAAGAAAAACCAAAAUCUCAAUGUGUUGCAGACAGUGGUACUUCAUUGGUACUUGCAGGACUUCAUGCUUGCGGUGAUCUAUCAGUAACAAUGCUUAAGGCCUUUUUGGAGUGCAAAGAAGCUAAAGCUGUUGUUAGCAUUGGGUGUUGUUACAACUUAUUGUCCGAAGAAGGUGCUGACAAUAUUGAAACCCACUGUGGAUUUCCUAUGAGUAGUGGUGUUAAGUCAGUUGGCUUUCCACUUGGAAAGAGUUCUCGUGAUCUUGCUUGCCAGAGUGCUGAGCGAUGGAGAAGCCUGGGAAAAGAUGACGGCCUUCAUAAUUUUGAGUUGCAUUCUUUUCGUGCUGCUUUCCAGUUGGUUCUUUCUAAAUAUUAUCCAGAAGUCAUGGAAACAAGCCCUUCUAUUGGUCGUCAAGGAAAGGCUUUGCGUCGCAGACAGCAGAGGAAAGUGGAAGCUCCAUUGCAUCAUAAAGAAGUUGCAUGUCCACAUUUUCAUCCAAACCAGAAAGGAAGUUUCCCUAACAUAGACCCCAAUGAACCUGAAACAGAUGAAACAUCACUCUUGGCAACAGACAAAGAUGCCUUAUUGAAUGGAAUUUCAUCCUGUGAGAGUACAAGAUGUGAAGGGCCUAAAUCUGUUGACAAAUAUAAACAUUUUGAGAAGUUCACCCGGUCUGGAUUAUGUCGUCUUGGUCUCAAACCUUUGGAGAGGAUAAAUUUUCAUGAAAUAUGGAAGGAAGCAGAGCCAUUCACUGAAUUUAUAGGACCUUACUGGUCCCUUAGAGCUGCUUUGGGGCCUCUUUUGGAAACUUUUCUUCUGCUUGAUCGAUUAUUGUUCCUCCAGGAGCAAGGCCAUUCAGUUGAGGUUAUGAUGAUACCUAUUUUUGAUCCAGAGGUAUCCCCAAGAAAUGUUGCUAUAAUUGCAAGAAAGAAUUUGCCACAAAUAUGAUAACUUAGCCAAAAGAGGGGAAAAAACCUGCAAUAUUAACAGAUAAUUUUGAUGAUUCAGCUAGAGAACAAGAGUAUGAAGUUUUAACAAAAUAUGAUGAUCGUAGUGGAAUAAGAGUCUAAGGGUACAAGUGCUUAUUUGAGAGUCGUAGUUAGUAAAUUAAUUUAUUUUCGGUAUUUUAUUUUGAUAAGUUAAGGAUAUUUUCGAAUUUUUUGUAAGUUUUUAAUUUAUGUUAUUGAGAAUUUCUUUGUUGUCCCAACGAAGGAACAUGGAUAUUUGGAUUGAGUAAAUGAAUUAAUAUUUAAUAGAGUUUUC